AUGUGGAGGGAUGCGCAGUAUUCUGCAGGUGGAGUACCAGGUUGAUGGAAAAGCCGUGCAAGAGUAACCUGUCCCACGUCUGGCAUAAUAUGUAGUUGCCUGGCGCAUCUGGAGCGUAUAAAGGGGAGGGGCGAGUGCUAGCUUUCGACUCAACAAAGAAAAAUCAUCAAGUCUCAGCCCUCUCUUGCAUCCAAACAUGAAAUUCUCAAUCACCACUAUGAUCAUGUCCGCUGCCUUGAUGGCUGGUGUAGCCAUCGCAUACAACCCUAUCGGCCAGUCAUGCGACACCCCAGGCGGUUAUGGGUGCUCGCAGGAUGCGAGUUUGAACGGCGGAAAUGCGUUUAUUUACGAAUGUGGACCGUCAGACACGUUCGUUUACGUCGCGGGCUGCGGCUGCCCUACUUGCUGCGAGGCCACGACCACCGGUGCGUACUGCACGUGAGAGCAAAGUCUCAUGCGUAGAAUAAUGCAGCGUGAUCCGUGAGAGAGAAUGCGAAGGAGUGUUGUAGUCUGCUCAAUAAUAAACCGUGUCUUGAACCAAUCCCACUUGCUCGUGACAUUGUAAUGCCGCACUUCAAUUUUCAAAGCGUGAGUUGUGCUGGAAUUGUCCCAGGAUCACGAAUCGUCAUUCCUAAAUGGACCGUCAACUCGAAGGACUGUUGACGAGUAGAAUGAACGAGGUGUUCGAGUACCACAACACUCGGUCUCAUCGCUGCACACUGAAAAUAGGAAUGGGCUGGGUGAGAUGAUAUCAUUGAUAUAUGGCAGGAACAUACA
Molecule: messenger RNA, 777 nt
Organism: Suillus paluster
Lineage: Eukaryota; Fungi; Basidiomycota; Agaricomycetes; Boletales; Suillaceae
Exons: 4
Coding region: 197-442 (81 amino acids)
Source: RefSeq, a predicted model, not a curated record